GAACGCUGCGCCACUCGGGAACAUGCACUUAACUAUGCCAUCACAUUAUGAUUUUAUACCUUUUUCACUUUUACUUUGUAAAAACGUUAAAGUCACAAUGAAAUUGAAAAAAAGUCCCCGUUUAUAAGUAAUCCGAAAGUAGCCUACCUGAUGCUCCACCGACGAAUGCUCUCCCACUGUUCUAAUACCGGGCUGGAACGGACCCACAUUGCAGGAAGACAUGCAACUGUGUCGUAAAAUCAAGAGUAUUUUGCGUCAAGACGUAUGUGAAAUCGUAUAGUGUUUACACGUGCGUUUAGUGACAAGUGGAUUCAAGUUCCAUACUGUAGUUGCGGCUUGUAUUCACGAGGGAAUCCGAUAAUAAAUGCAAGCGUAUUCUGAGUACCAGCUUAGAUAUGUUAUGUCAUAACUAACGGAACAUUUUAAAACGGUAGCGGUCUGUUUUCUGCUAUGUUUAGCAAUUAGCUAGCCUUAGCCUGCUAUUAAGACAGUUGUGAUGACGUGUGGUGUUAGCCACCAAUAUAGCUAACUCAUAAAAAGUGUGAUAUUUCUACGUUGCGAUGCUGUACUUUAUUGGGCUUGGGUUGGGAGAUGCAAAGGACAUCACCGUAAAGGGGUUAGAAAUUGUAAAGCAAUGCAGUCGUGUCUACUUGGAAGCCUACACGUCCAUAUUGACAGUUGGGAAAGAUGCAUUGGAAGAGUACUAUGGACGGGAGCUGAUACUGGCCGACAGAGACAUGGUGGAACAGGAGGCUGAUGAGAUCCUGAAAGGGGCUGACGUCAGUGAUGUGGCAUUUCUUGUGGUGGGAGAUCCAUUUGGCGCCACCACCCACAGUGACUUGGUCCUGAGAGCAGUGAAUGCUGGGAUACAGUACAGGGUCAUCCAUAACGCCUCUAUCAUGAACGCAGUUGGAUGCUGCGGCCUCCAGCUGUACAACUUUGGAGAGACGGUGUCCAUUGUGUUCUGGACAGACACCUGGAGACCGGAAAGCUUCUAUGAUAAAAUCAAGAAGAACAGGGACCUGGGGAUGCACACACUAUGUCUGCUUGAUAUCAAAGUCAAAGAGCAGUCCAUGGAGAACCUCAUGAGGGGCCGUAAGAUUUAUGAACCGCCCAGGUUUAUGACCGUGAGCCAGGCGGCUGAGCAGCUCCUGGAGAUAGUACAAAACCGGAGGGAGCGGGGAGAUGACCUAGCCAUCAGCGAGGAGACCAUAUGUGUGGGUCUGGCCAGGGUGGGAGCAGAGGACCAGGUCAUCCGCGCGGGGACACUCCGCCAACUGGCGUCAUGUGACCUGGGUGGCCCGCUGCAUUCCAUGAUCGUGACGGGUCACCUGCACCCGCUGGAGGUAGACAUGUUGCGUUUGUCAGCUGCCACCCCCGACGCACUGCAGGACCUCCGAAUGACCGACAGCUCAACGUACACCUCCUAAUGCACACAUACCGCCUCAAGAAUGACUCUCAGGAUCUACAAACGACCUAGCACACACAGAGUUCCAUACAUUAUGACACAUGGUCCUGUGUUAUAGGCCUAACUUCUUUUGUUGACUUGACACGCCUAGCCGAUGACCGAUACUAACACACCAUUAGAUCUGGAUUGACAUUAGGGUUAUGUAUUUAAACGUUCCAUCCCGAGAACCCGGUAUUUCCCACCGGAACUGUCAUUCUAAAGCAUAUAAAUAUCUUUGAUCAGCAUGAAAAUUCAAGCCUGAUGAGCCAUACAUUAAAGACAUUGUAUUUAACAUUCAGCAAAUAACAGUUUGCAUCCUUCUUUGAAAAGUUUUUGUUCUGACAUGCACUGUAAACUGGUGUGCGCCUUUCUAAAUCAUGUACAAAUCAGGUGGAAACAGGAUGUACCUGAGCUCAAUUGAGGGUUUGAACAUGUAAAUAAGGUAUUUUGUUUUUUUGCUUUGUCUUUGUGGGGUAGUGUGUGUAGAUUAAGAACAAGGCUGUAAUGUGAAAGGGAAGGGUUCCGAAUACAUUUUGUAUGGGUAAUCCAUUACUUUUGUUUCCCUAAAAAUCGGUAUCGGACCCAACAAUCCCUCAUCCCCUGUGUUAACGCUAGCUGGCUCUGGCAUCAAAAUGUUAUUACCAUGAUUGAAGAGGAAAUGAAGAAAAAGGUCACAGAGGAACAUAAAAUGAAGCUGUCCUGUAAUUUGAUGUUUUGUAUUCUUGGAAACUGAAGUGCAAUCUUCUGGUAUGCGCAGUACUACUGCCAAAAAGUCAACCUGGGCCUGUGGAACCAGAAUUAAAAGUUUUACAUAUUUCUUACAUAGACCAAAGCAUAUAUUUCACUGAUUUAUUAAUACUGAUGUGUUUAAAUGACACUUAAAAUUCAUCAUCUAGUUCCCAUGUUGUUCUCCUGAGUUGGAUAGAUUUUUAAAGGAUAAGGCAACUCCCUUUCCUCCUCCAGAUAAAGGGCUCGAUUCAUCCGUAUUGCUGAAGUUCAGAGCUUUUGAAAUGUAAAAAGGUCAUUUCCAAUUGAGACGAAAUAUUCAGCGUUUACCGUGAAUGCAGUCUCUGCUAACGCUGAAUAGCUGUAGCUCUUCAGUGCUACAGAUGGUCGAGCCCUACUUGAUAUGCAACAGUUUAAUGACAUUUGGUCAAAAAUAAAAUGUACAGAUAAGAAAUCAUGGAUGACAGCACAAACGCAAAAUAUGUUUAAAAAUGUCUCUCAAAUAUCCAUGUAACAAAUAAAUGGAAAUGAAGAAUAAACAUUGAUAAGCAA
Salvelinus fontinalis (brook trout) is the source of this 2725-nucleotide messenger RNA. RefSeq names its product diphthine methyl ester synthase-like. The record is from RefSeq and is a predicted model, not a curated record. Gene Ontology annotation, biological process: protein histidyl modification to diphthamide. NCBI's taxonomy places the organism in Eukaryota, Metazoa, Chordata, Actinopteri, Salmoniformes, Salmonidae. Bases 561 to 1430 code for a protein of 289 amino acids. Gene Ontology annotation, molecular function: diphthine synthase activity. The transcript is spliced from 7 exons.